AUGGAUAUCGUUGACACAGAGGCAACAAAGAGCGAUCGGCAAUCUGCAUCGGAUGCCGCGUAUGAAAUAUCCCAGGACAACAAUAGAUUGGCCGAGUCGACGGACACCGAACUAGCGGACGACGAAGACGGUUUUGUUCUCCCUUCCCGGGAACAGGAACGACGAAGGGCAGAUCUGACCAUGGACGGUUCGGGGAGGGCUGGCUGGGAACCCUGUUGCGCUGUUUCCUCUGCCGGCAUUUACCAUUUUCCUUGUCGGGAUGACCUGGUUAGGCUUAUCGAUGCUUGCAUCUCUGCGGCUCUCGAGAAGUUGUUGCGUCCCCCUGCUCCAGAGGAUGCUGACGCCGCCCCGUAUCCAGUUGGUGCUUCCCCUCCCCCUACUGUCCCUUCUGCUCCUAGCUCUCUUUCUGCUGCCGCCUCCGGUUGCACUACCCCUGCUGUAUGCCCUCCUCUGCCUCCUCCUUCGCUUCCCCCUGUUUUCCACGAGCCUCCUCCUGAGCCCAUGGUGAGGUCUGCUUCGCAAGACUGUCCUUCUGCCAAGAGUGUUGGUGUGCCCUCACCUCCUUCUCCUUCUCACCACAAAAAGGCCUGCCAAGUCCCCAAGGACCUUCUGGCUCAAAUUGUCAAGUCGAGUAUUGCUUCUGAUGGUCCUCCUUAA
Messenger RNA from Ornithodoros turicata, 657 nucleotides. RefSeq lists its product as uncharacterized. Bases 1 to 657 code for a protein of 218 amino acids. The record is from RefSeq and is a predicted model, not a curated record. NCBI's taxonomy places the organism in Eukaryota, Metazoa, Arthropoda, Arachnida, Ixodida, Argasidae. The transcript has 2 exons.